AUGAAUUGGAUAAUAGAGAUCGAGAAGAUCUUCAAUGCGAUGGAGUGUCCCCUCGCUCAGAAGGACAACUUCAAGAGGGUCUUCCUUGAGAAGUAUUUUCGGGAUGAUGUGAGGAGUCAAAAGGAAGUGGAAUUCCUUGAGCUGGUGCAAGGGAAUGAUCGAGUGGCAGAGUAUGCUGCCAAAUUUGAUGCUUUGGUUCGCUAUUAUACUCACUACCAUGGUGAGGGUGGUGAAAGGGCUAAGUGCAUUAAGUUCGGGAAUGGCCUUCGUCCUGAGGUAAAGAAAGCAAUCAAUUAUCAAGAGAUUUAUCACUACCCAACGCUUAUCAACAAGUGUAGAAUCUAUGAUCGUGACAACCGUGCACGUGCCACUUUCUACAAGGGAGCUGGAGGUCCUAUGCGUGCUGUAAGUUCUGGUGCUUCAAGAAGCAAGCCUUAUGUUGGAAGAUCUGUGGUGAGUGGCAUAGGGUGUGUUGGAGGCUUUAUUUCUACUCCCACAGAUCGAUGCAAGAAGUGUGGGCGACAUGGUCACACUAGCUAUGAAUGUCUUGACAAGGAGGUCACAUGUUUCAAUUAUAGAGGAAAUGGUCACAUCAGCACCAGUGUCUUGAACCGCCAAGACCACGUGUUACUGGAUCGGAUGUCCAAAUUGAGCGUCCAAAGGCUGUAG
This is a messenger RNA of Cajanus cajan (pigeon pea), 669 nucleotides long. The record is from RefSeq and is a predicted model, not a curated record. Lineage: Eukaryota; Viridiplantae; Streptophyta; Magnoliopsida; Fabales; Fabaceae.